CUCUCCCAAGGAGUUAGGAUUGUUUGGUAAAGAGUGAGUACCAGUAUUUUGUAAGAAAACUAGACAUUUAUUACAUGUUGGCCUUUUGAGGAGCACAUCACGAUGCCUUCAUCACUCAAGUCAAAUAUUGAUUGACUAUGUCAGAAUUCCAAUUAUUUCAAUAGAGUGAGUAGAUCAUGCAAUAUAUACACUAUCUGUCCAGAAUCAUCUAUUAAAAAUGUAAUAUGACUUCUAGUCUUUAUACACCACUAUCCCUGUUAUGUAUUUAAUAUUUCAAUAAUAUAACUAAUCCUGUAUACAUCUUGGUUGACCGAGCAUUCUUAUUCAUUUAAAUUACGGGUUAUGUGUUUUUAAAAUGCUUUAAUUACAUACAUCAUUGCACUACUGUGUGAUACGUGCGCAACUCACUUAAAGUAAACUAAACGAAUAUUCUCAGACUCCUGUGCAUUUCUUUGAAUUAGUUUAAUUUUAAGUUACAAAACAUAACAAUCCCCUGUCAUGAUGCUCUUCUUUCCACAAUGGAGUUCCAACCAGCUCUUCCCCCACCAAUACAAUCCUCCACACAGGUCCCAGCUGGAAACGAUGGGAUCUAGGUGCUCCUUAUUGAAUAUUCCAGACAGGAGCCAACUUGGACCAUAAUAAACUCCCUAAUGACCAGGUUUCCUUUAAUCCUGCAAGGAUUAAAAUCACCUUCUGAAAUUACUAUGUCGUUCAAUUUACUGGGCAUCUGUGGUAUGAUGAUGAAGACAGCAAGACUUUUGUAAUCAGGUUGAAAGUUGUAUUAUAAAUUCUAUACAAUUUAUUAAGACUUUGGUGAUAUGUGUAAUAUCAUUAAAUUUGCUAUAGUGAUUGUCAUAUGAUAAAGUUGCUCAUGUUGAAAAGGAAAUUUUCCCCACAGAUGGAGAAAUCUUCUGAUGGAGUAGGAAGUAAUCUAAAUGCCAAAACUGGGAUGUGUAUAUUUGCUGUUGCCAGGCCAGUAGAACAGCGUGACUGUGAGAGCAUUAUCUUUCUCAGAGCAGGUCUGCCUUUUGAACCAUGAUCAUGAGUGGUUUUAUAGGAAAUUGAUGACUCCUAGAGUUGUUCUUCCCAUGAUUCUCCACUCUCAGAGGGGCUAUGAAAGUUAGUCACAGUGGAGAAACAGGCCCUUUGGCUCCACUGGCCCAUGCUGACCAAGAUUCCCAUCCAAACUAGUUACAUUUGCCUGUGUUUGGUCCAUAUCACUCUAAACCUCUCCAAUCCAUGUACCUGUCCAAAUGCCUUUUAAAUGUACCUGCCUCAACCACUUCCUCUGGCAAUGGUUUUGAUACACUGAUCACCCUGUUGUCCCUCAAAGUCCUAUUAAAUCUUUCCCAACUCACCCCUAACCUAUGCCCUAAAGUUCUUGAUUUCCCCAGCCAUGGGAAAACAGGACUAAACCCAUUCACCUUAUCUAUGCCCAUCAUGAUUUUAUACAUCUCUGUAAGAUCAUCCCUCGUUCUCCUAUGGUGCAGUGAACCCAGUCCGAACCUGUUGAAAUUUCCCCAUCACUCACUCCCAUAACAUCUUCAUAAAUCUCUUCUCUGAGUCAAAACCAGGUUUAUUAUCACCGGCAUGUGACAUGAAAUUUGUUAACUUAGCAGCAGCAGUUAACUUACCUAUACUUACUACGUUAUGGGUAGUUAGUCUUAUCUUUGCAUAUUGUUAUAAUCAAAGGAUCCUACACCCAAACGUAAACAGAGCAAUAUUGUAUGUGCCAUCUGGUGCAAUGAGAACUGCACGGUGUAUCGGUGAGACCAAACAACUGGUUCACAAACGGAUGCCAGAUAGAGUUCAACCCAGAUAGGUGUGAGGGUGCUUCAUUUUGGUAGGUCAAAUAUGAUGGCAACAAUCUUGGUAGUGUGGAGGAUCAGAGGGAUCUUGAGGUCUGAAUCCAUAGGACACUCAAAGCUGCUGUGUAGGUUGACUCUGUGGUUAAGAAGGCAUACAGUGCAUUGGGUUCAUCAAUCGUAGGAUUGAGCUGAGAGGUAAUGUUGCAGUUAUGUAGGACCCUGGUCAGACCCCACUUGGAAUACUGUGCUCAGUUCUGGUCGCCUCACUACAGGAAGGAUGUGGAAGCCAUAGAAAGGAUGCAGAGGAGAUUUACAAGGUUAUUGCCUGGAUUGGAGAGUGUGCCUUAUGAGAACAGGUUAAGUGAAUUUGGCCUUUUCUCCUUGGAGUGAUGGAGGAUGAGAGGUGACCUGAUAGAGGUGUACAAGAUGAUGAGAGGCAUCGAUCAUGUACAUAGUCAGAGGUUUUUCCCCAGGGCUGGAAUGGCUAGCACGAGAGGGCAUAGUUUUAAGGUGCCUGGAAGUAGGUACAGAGGAGAUGUCAGGGUAAAUUUUUUUUACGCAGAGUGGUGAGUACAUGGAAUGGGCUGCUGCCGGAGGCGGAAACGAUAGGGUCUUUUAAGAUACUCCUGGAUGGCUACAUGGAGUUUAGAUUAGAGGGCUAUGGUAAAGCCUAGGUAGUUCCAAGGUAGGGGCAUGUUCGGCACAGCUUUGUGGGCCGAAGGGCAUGUAUUGUGCUAUAGGUUUCCUAUGUUUCUAACUUUGGAGGUCUAACACCUCAGGUCAGAACUUGGCUGUAUAUCUACACCUAAAGGACAAGGGACACACCUUUGAUGAUAACAGCGUGCACAGGUGGUUUGAAAGAAGGGUUAAAGAAGUCAUUUUUUGUCAAACUGGAAAAACCAUCCCUGAACAGAGGAGGUGAGGUAUGACGCCCCCUAUUAGCUACUUACAACGCAGUCCUGAUACCUCUACCCCAGCAUUUCCACAACAGCUCACACCUCCGUUCAUGCAGACUAAUGACCCUCUCAUUACCUCUACAUGUGAUUGCUAUACCGUUAAACAACUCAGUUUAUAAACUGGAAAAAUAACCACCAUGGAUUAGAACUGAAGAAGACUGAUAAACAACCAAUGUGCAACAGAUAAAUUGUGCGAAUAAUAAAAAACAAAUAAAUAAAAACUGAGAACAUGAGCUGUAGAGUCUUUGAAAGUGAAUCUGUAGAUUGUGGAUUCAUUUAGCGUAGAGGUGUUUGACGCUGGUUCAAGAGCCUGAUGGAUGUAGGGCGAUUGUUCCUGAACCUGGAGCUGUAGGGCUUAAAGCUCCAGUACCUCCUGCUUAAUGUUAGAAGUGAGAAAAGAGCGUGGCCUGGAUGAUGGAUGCUGCGUUCUUGCGGUAUUGCUUCUUGUAAAUGUGCUGGAUGAUGGGGAGAGGUUUGCCUGCCAUGGACUGUGCUGGUAUCCACCACUUCGCCGUUCUUGGGCAUCGGUGUUUGCACAGCAGGCCGGGAUACUCUCCACUGUGCACCUGUAUAAAUUUGUCAAAGUUUGUAUAGUAUUUUAGUGCAAACCUGCCCAAGCUCCAUCAUAGCAAGACAAAGGCAACGAUGGUUUUGACACCUGAAGUGUUGCAUCCCCAUCAAAUUGUCGGACUGUGUUUAAAACGUAAGGGAGGCUGUGGACCCCUGCCACUGUUUCACGGUGCUCCGUGGCGGAAGCGCGCAGUGGGAUACCCCGCCUCCCGCAUUCCUCUCGCGCCGGGAAACGCCGUGACGCGCGGUGGAGGUGGGCGGGGCUGCCGACGUGCUCCGCGGAACGAGCCGAUAUUAUGGGAUGUCGGAUGGGGGAGGAAUGGCGCUGGGCGCGUGAUUUUGAACAAACGCUCAGUGUCCCGGCGACCAGAGCCGAGUGAGAGGGUCGCCCGCCCGCCCGAGGCCUGCGGUCCGCCGCCGCCGCCGCCCCGCUCUGAAAGCCGUAGUUAUAUUCUUGGCUGCGCUGGUGUCCGGCAACUGUAGCAUUCAUGGAGUUUUGUCUGAGCUUUUGGCCGUAUUUUGUGUGUUGAAGUCGCUAUAGUGCAGUUGAGAUUUUACUUGCCGCAGGUAAGUUGUUGCUUUGUAACUUUGGGUGGCUGGGGAUUGCGACAACGGCAUCGGACACUUGCUUGUGGGCUUUGUUUGGAAAUGUUAUUUCCUGUCGAGUUUUCUUCGCGGUUUUUUUUUCGUAUUUUGUCUGUCUCUCAGGCUCGCACAGGCCUUGCCUUCCUCUGGAAAUAUGAUGACGAGGUGAAAAUGGCGGAGCUUUCGAAAUGCAAUCCCUGCCUAAUAAUACACUCGAGCUCGAUCCAAAAAGCUCGACCUGAGUUUCGUUUCUCCCGGCUUGCGAACCGUGACAUGAAACAUUCCACCAGCUUUUCGUUUAUCGGGGCCAGUUUUCAUUGCAAUCGUAGAGUGUAAAUAAAGGCCUGCCGUUCAGUCUUUCAUUUGUAGAGACGUGGCUCUCCAAGACGCAAUAACGUGUGACAAGAUUCCGCCUCGAAGAGACAUCUUUAUCUUCUCCACUGCCAACUGUAAACUAGAAGAACAGCACUUCAGUAGUCUACAACUGAAUGGUAUGAAUAUUGAGUUUUCCAGUUUCAGAUCCCAAUAAUUGUUGUCUACAGAGGAAAUGUCAUUGUGGAAAGAUUGGAUAAUAUCAACAUGUAACCACAAAAGAUAUUUUGGAGCAGAUUAUCUAGGCCUUACUAAGCAUCUACAGUAUUAAGAUGGAAGUGGUAUCAGCUGAAGUGAUUAGCCUACUUCCCGAGGAGAUAAUGGACACUACUGUUGACGAAGAUGACAGUAUUGAGGCUGUCACAAUAACAUCAGAGCAUGAGGAUUUAGUUGCCAUGGAAACUGAAUUGGAGGAAAUGGUACAUUCAGAUGAAGGCAAGAACUCACAGGUUUUGUCAAGCCUUGCAGAUCAUGUUACUGUGUUGACAAAUAGUAGUACUCCACUUAUUUUAAGUGACUCGUUGCAAAAAAUGGAAGUAAAUCCUGACAGUGCAUCACAGUCUACAAGUAAUAUUAGCAACCCAAGUACAGCUGCUGGAACUAAAGCAGAAAAUCAGGUUGCUCUUAAUCCAGAAUCAGAACCCUCUGAUCUUCCCACUUCAAGCCAGCCUGUUAAAUCGGAGACAGUAGGACAACAGUUUGUAGUGACUACACUAGGAAAGCCCCGACAGUCCAUCGUACUUUCAUUGCCACCAAGUCAGUCAACCCACCUUCAAGUCCAAUCACAGUUUCAAGGUGUAGAUCCACAGGUGCAGAAACAAAUCAAGAUGGUUACUCUUGGUGAAAAGUUUGAUGGCAAGACCGGAGUUGGAACAUCAAACACUUUGGGUCCUGGGAACUCAUUAAAUGCAUCAAUCCAGCCAACACAAAAUCAAUUCAAAACAUUGCAGAUCGCUAAGAAAUGCACAUCCACUUCUGCUGCAGCACCAAUUAUCACAAAAGUCAUCAUUGCCAAACCCAUCCACAACAAGAACAUUAUAACAGGUAAAGUUCUUCCUCAGAACGCAGUUGGAACAGCCCCAAAUGCCAUUACAGUUUCUGAAGCUGUUAGUGGAGCCAGUCUCAUUUCUGCAGCACAGCAGACAUCCAACAAGAUAGCCAUCUCUCCACUAAAGUCCCCAAAUAAGACAGUGAAACCUACAGUCCAGACACUAUCUAUGGGACCAAUGAAUGCCACCCAGUUCAAGACCAUCAUCCCUUUGGCAACCCCACCCAAUGUUCACCCGAUUCAAGUACCAGGCAGCAAGUUCCACUAUGUACGCCUAGUUACUGCAACAACGGCUAGUGGCUCCUCACAGGCGGUCAGCUCCACUUCCAGCACCAACACACAGCCUUUAUCACAAGCCAAGACUGUUGUACUGAAUCCGCAAGUUCGCAUGUCUGUUCCAAUUGCACCAGCACAGAAUAUAAAAAAUGUAGUUCCCAAACCAGUUGCCGGCACUCCACAAGUGGUUACCACCAGCCAACCCCAACAGAGACUCAUUAUGCCUGCAACAGCAUUACCGCAGAUCCAACCCAAUUUAACAAACCUCCCACCAGGCACUGUUUUGGCACCAGCCCCUGGAGCUGGCAGCAUGGGAUAUGCAGUAGUCCCAGCUCAGUACGUUACACAGUUACAACAGACCUCCUAUGUUUCAAUAUCUAGUAACAAUGGGUUUUCUGCAACAUCCCACGUUCAGACUCAAGCAAAACUGCCAAUCAAUGGAUCAUCCACAUCAGAAUCAGGAUCAAGGCCUCGGAAACCUUGUAAUUGUACAAAGUCUCAGUGCCUGAAACUAUACUGUGAUUGCUUUGCAAAUGGAGAAUUUUGCAAUAGUUGCAAUUGUACCAACUGUUUUAAUAAUCUGGAUCAUGAAGCUGAGCGGCUAAAAGCAAUAAAGGCAUGUCUUGACAGAAAUCCAGAAGCAUUUAAGCCAAAGAUCGGAAAAGGCAAAGAGGGUGAAUCUGAUAGAAGACAUAGUAAAGGCUGUAACUGCAAGAGGUCAGGAUGUUUGAAAAAUUAUUGUGAAUGCUAUGAGGCAAAGAUCAUGUGUUCCUCAAUAUGUAAGUGUGUCGGCUGUAAAAAUUUUGAAGAGAGCCCGGAGCGGAAAACGCUAAUGCAUUUGGCAGAUGCUGCAGAGGUUCGUGUACAGCAACAGACGGCUGCAAAGACCAAGCUUUCAUCACAGAUUUCUGACCUACUCACCAGAACAACACCAGCUGUUACAAGUGGUGGAGGAAAGUUACCUUUCACAUUUGUUACAAAGGAAGUGGCAGAAGCAACGUGUGAGUGUCUCCUUGCACAAGCUGAGGAAGGAGAGAAAAAUAGCCAAACAAAAGCUGCCACUGAGCGGAUGAUUCUGGAAGAAUUUGGCCGUUGCUUAAUGCAGAUUAUAAACUCAGCGGGCAAAGCCAAAGGAGAUGCUUGUGCCCUGAGCUGCUGAUCCAUUUGUGCUCCACUGCAGGAGCUGAACAGGAAGAACCAUUUAAGAAAAUUCUGCAAAGAUUUUAAAACAAAAACAUGUUUUGGGCUUGCCAUGUUUUACAGCUGUACGGUUAGCAAAGGCUUUCAAUAAGUCAGAUUAUUUCUUAGCAGAUUUUCUGCCAUUUGUCUGACUACGGUGCCUUUUUUAAAUUUCAAAUGCUUAGGAUACAAAAUAGAUUUUAUGAUGUAAAUCAGUGUGAAUAUGCAAAACUUAUGAAGGAGGCACUAUUUUGAAGCUUUUGAUGACAUUUUAGGUGUUUUGCGCCCCUCUAUGCAAGGCUGCUCUCUUUGUCGAUCAUCUGUCACUCAAGAUGUUAGGAUUUCUUUUAGUAUUCUUUCAUCCCCCAGAAUGACAACUAUCUUUUAGUCUGAGCUACAAACUGGAUUUAACAAUGGAAGAACUGUACCCACUGUUAAACAACCUCUCGGAAAUGACUUUCAACAAACUCUACAAGGAUCAAGUUUUUGAUACAAGGACUCUGUUUUAAAAUAUGUGUUGGGACUGUGGGUGAAAAUUAGAUUUUAAGUGGCUGAAAAGCUUAGCAUUAUGUGUGAUUGUUUUUUUGAUAAUAUAGAUGUACAUACCCUUACUUUUGGGUUACACCAUUACUUGUUUCAGAGCACAUUGAUAAUACGUUAACCUACAAUUACUAAUUGCUAGAUAUUGCUUGACUUCAGUGGUGCUUUAUCACACUCGUGAUCAAUUCAAAACUGCGCCUUUUGGAACUCUCUAGGUCAUCGGUUCUCUUGAUAGUUGACCACUUGAAACUUCUGCUGGUGAGUAGUCUCACCUCAAACCUGCCAAUGGACUAGACUGCAGGAUGGCUCAGUACAGUGUGGUGUGAGGGAUUUUCGGGUCCUCCCACACAAAUUGCCCUUCUUAGGCAUUUCUGCCAUGAGACAAGUGCCCAUGCAGAAGCAUAGCUGGUUUCUUGCCAAAAGGGCAGAUUGGAGUAAUGAGGCAUUCCUGGUUUAACUUAACAGUAUUGGCUGUGGUGUUGAAACAACAUCUCAAUUAUGAAUGGCUGUCUUAAAAGGGAGAAACAAAUGUAAUGGUAAUCUGUUUAUCUUUCAUGUCUUUGAGAGUUACUCUAUCAAAUAUAGGUGAUCCAACAUUGUGGAAAAAAAACACUUUUUUAAUGUAACUAUUUUAUUUUCUAUUAAAGCAUAUUUGCACGUC
Molecule: messenger RNA, 7995 nt
Organism: Hypanus sabinus (Atlantic stingray)
Lineage: Eukaryota; Metazoa; Chordata; Chondrichthyes; Myliobatiformes; Dasyatidae
Gene: lin54
Product: lin-54 DREAM MuvB core complex component
Exons: 16
Coding region: 4564-6774 (736 amino acids)
Biological process (GO): regulation of DNA-templated transcription
Cellular component (GO): nucleus
Source: RefSeq, a predicted model, not a curated record